Messenger RNA from Arabidopsis lyrata subsp. lyrata, 2393 nucleotides. Its product is annotated as MLO-like protein 11. The transcript has 16 exons. Gene Ontology annotation, biological process: defense response. The record is from RefSeq and is a predicted model, not a curated record. Gene Ontology annotation, cellular component: membrane. Lineage: Eukaryota; Viridiplantae; Streptophyta; Magnoliopsida; Brassicales; Brassicaceae. The coding region runs from base 477 to 2198 and encodes 573 amino acids.
GUCGAAUCUUCCUUCUCUCCUUCUUUCUUAUUGUCAACAUUUGUAUCCAAAAAUAAAAACAAAAAACAAAUUUUUAGUACAUGAAGUUAUGAACUAAGUGAGACCACAAUAACCUCUCUAGAUUUCUACAGUCAUUUACGAAUUUGUGUACUGUCUCUUUCAACGACCUGUGUUUGGCGCUUCAUGGUGUGGGUUCCUCUGCUGCUGAUUGAAAUUGAAUCUCCCCUGAUUUUUCAGUUGCUCCGGUGAUUAAAGCGUUUCCGAGUUUCUUGGAGUCUACAAAUCUUACCAAAGGAGACUCAAAGUUUAUGGGUUACGACCAAACUAGAAUCUCAGUUUUUGUCUUAAGCCAAUCAGAUAUCUGCGAUUCUGAUUGUUAAUUACUCCAAGAACGCUAGAUGGGUUUUUAAAGUUUGAAUUUGGGUAGAGAGGAGGAACUUGCUUUGUUUGUGUAAAGAAUCCGACUUUUUUUGAAAAUGGGAGAAGGAGAAGAAAAUGGUAAUGAAGCAGAUUCAAAUGAGAGAUCUUUGGCAUUGUCACCUACUUGGUCUGUUGCUAUUGUGUUGACUGUCUUCGUUGUUGUUUCUUUGAUCGUUGAGCGCUCCAUUUAUCGUCUUAGCACUUGGUUGAGGAAGACAAAGAGGAAACCUAUGUUUGCUGCAUUAGAGAAGAUGAAAGAAGAGUUGAUGCUGCUUGGAUUCAUAUCACUUCUUCUAACAGCUACCUCUAGUACAAUAGCCAACAUAUGUGUCCCUUCAAGUUUCUACAACGACAGAUUUGUUCCGUGUACACGAUCUGAGAUCCAAGAGGAGCUAGAAAGCGGUUCAACUGUCAAGCGGAAUCUUUUAACAAAAUCACUCUUUUUCAACAUCUUUAGGAGAAGGUUGGAUGUCAUAAAACGAACCACCUGCAGCGAGGGGCAUGAGCCGUUUGUUUCAUAUGAAGGCCUUGAACAGUUGCAUCGCUUCAUCUUUAUAAUGGCUGUUACACAUGUAACUUACAGCUGCUUGACCAUGCUCCUUGCAAUCGUCAAGAUUCAUAGUUGGAGGAUCUGGGAAGAUGUAGCUCGUAUGGAUCGACACGAUUGCUUAACUGUGGUGGCACGGGAAAAAAUAUUCCGAAGGCAAACAACGUUUGUCCAGUAUCAUACAUCAGCACCUCUGGCCAAGAAUAGAUUGCUUAUAUGGGUGACAUGUUUCUUCCGGCAAUUCGGACGUUCUGUUGAUCGUUCUGACUAUCUUACUCUCCGCAAAGGAUUCAUUGUGAAUCACCAUCUCACAUUGAAGUACGAUUUUCACAGCUACAUGAUUCGUUCUAUGGAAGAAGAGUUCCAAAGGAUCGUUGGUGUGAGUGGGCCGCUUUGGGGAUUCGUAGUUGCUUUCAUGCUCUUUAAUAUAAAAGGGUCGAAUCUCUAUUUCUGGAUAGCGAUCAUUCCUGUUACUCUUGUUCUUCUGGUUGGUGCUAAGUUGCAACACGUAAUAGCAACUUUGGCAUUGGAGAAUGCCGGGUUAACCGAGUAUCCUUCCGGAGUGAAGCUGAGACCUCGGGAUGAACUUUUCUGGUUCAAUAAACCAGAACUACUCUUGUCCCUUAUUCAUUUCAUUCUGUUCCAGAAUUCUUUUGAACUGGCUUCGUUCUUCUGGUUCUGGUGGCAGUUUGGGUACAGCUCUUGCUUCCUUAAGAAUCAUUACCUUGUUUACUUCAGACUUCUUUUAGGAUUUGCUGGACAGUUUCUAUGCAGCUACAGCACACUGCCACUUUAUGCACUAGUCACUCAGAUGGGAACGAACUAUAAAGCGGCUCUGAUACCUCAGAGGAUAAGAGAGACGAUUCGCGGUUGGGGAAAAGCAACCAGAAGGAAAAGAAGGCAUGGGAUAUAUGGCGAUGAUUCAACUGUUAGAACAGAAACAAGCACGAUUGCAUCUAUUGAAGAAUAUGACCAUCAAGUGCUUGAUGUUACUGAAACUUCUUUCGAACAACAACAGAAACAACAACAACAAGGUACUACUGAGCUAGAGAUGCAACCAAUCCAACCUCGUAGUGAUUGUGUACCUAAUGAAUCUUCAAUUAGAGUUGGAACACCUCUUCUUCGACCUUGGCUCUCUAUUUCUUCACCAACAACGACCAUAGAGUUGAGAUCAGAACCUAUGGAACCACUCUCGAGAUCGUUUUCAUUGCCAAGUGAGAAGAGAGUCUGAUAAUAUCUCUCUAUUAACGGGUUUUAGUUGAAUAUAAGUUCGUAGGAGUAAGUUCAGUAGCAAACAAGAAUGUCUCGAUGAACAUAGAUGUAAUAAUUGCUAGUACGUACACUAAUAUUCGUAUGUGCUCUACUAAAAAAUUAGAUUGCAAUAUUAAAAACAUACAAAUCUUCAUUAUAAAUACCUUUUUUUUUU